Messenger RNA from Cannabis sativa, 393 nucleotides. RefSeq lists its product as uncharacterized. Gene Ontology annotation, molecular function: DNA binding. Lineage: Eukaryota; Viridiplantae; Streptophyta; Magnoliopsida; Rosales; Cannabaceae. The record is from RefSeq and is a predicted model, not a curated record. The coding region runs from base 34 to 345 and encodes 103 amino acids. The transcript is spliced from 2 exons.
AAAACAAGUUAGAGGAUUGCUACAAACCAAAUAAUGGCUCAAGACUAUGACUAUCACAAUGACUAUUAUUUUUUGGGUCAAGUGAUUAACCAGUCAUCAGCUGCCUAUACACUUUCACAGCGGCGCCGCCGUAGGCCAAAGAAGCCUGGGACAAUGUCUACCAUCCAUGACAACUCGUGUCAAGGCUACGGGUGGCUUCUUCCAGGAUGGAUUGCUGAAGAGCGCCAUAUGAUCUCUGGCAAAGUUUACAGGUAUUACUAUGAUCCAUCUGGCCGUCUGUACUAUACCCAAAGUGAAGUGAUUCGCACUUGGGAAAAGAAUGGUUUAAUUCUUCUUGACAAGUGAUGGAAAAAAGAGGUAAGACUAUUCAUUCAAAAUCUAUAUUGAUUCAUU